AGUGAAGGGAAGUGUUGCUGGCAACUUAAUUUGUCGGGAGUGCGGGGUGGGCUUGCAUGUAUUGCUUGCUGACAGUGUAUUGAUCUAGUAAACAACCCCCGAAUACAUUCAAAGACAAUAUGUGUUAUUCGUGGUAGUUAUUUACCAAAUUUUAGAAAGACGCCUUUGUUUUCAGGUGGCUGCACUACUUAUAACUAAUCGGGAACUAUGGACAUCUGCUGCUAGACCUCGCCCCAUGCUUGUUGUGUGUUAUACCAACCAUGCUCUAGACCAGUUUUUAUCAGGCCUUCUCCCCGCUACCAAAAGCAUCGUAAGAGUCGGAGGGGGCUGCAAGGACGAGAGGCUUAAUGAGUUUUUGAUCCACAAUUUGCGCCGCACCGUCAAUACUCCAAGAGAGCUGCUCCAUAGAAUUCGGGAGCAGAAAAGCAAAAAGAUGAAGGUAGGCUGACUUAAUGAGGCCUAA
Molecule: messenger RNA, 463 nt
Organism: Frankliniella occidentalis (western flower thrips)
Lineage: Eukaryota; Metazoa; Arthropoda; Insecta; Thysanoptera; Thripidae
Product: NFX1-type zinc finger-containing protein 1-like
Exons: 2
Coding region: 236-448 (70 amino acids)
Source: RefSeq, a predicted model, not a curated record